Molecule: messenger RNA, 696 nt
Organism: Scheffersomyces coipomensis
Lineage: Eukaryota; Fungi; Ascomycota; Pichiomycetes; Serinales; Debaryomycetaceae
Exons: 1
Coding region: 1-696 (231 amino acids)
Molecular function (GO): FMN binding; riboflavin reductase (NADPH) activity
Source: RefSeq, a predicted model, not a curated record
AUGAAACGAAGUUUAAUUACUGCCACAAGAGCAUUUUCUAAACAAUCCAUACGAUGGAAUCAACAUCAUCAUACUAUCAUACUGGAAAAAUUCAAAUCUAGUAUGGGAGGAGUUAGCUCUCAAGCUAUGAUCUUAACAUCAGCUUUUGAAAAUUCAAAUUAUGAAUUACAUGGUAUGACAUUAUCAUCAGUUAGUUCAUUAGCUGUUUAUCCUAACCCUUUACUAGAGUUCAAUUUACACUUACCAUCAUAUACAUCUCGUGCCUUACAUAAUCUUAAAUAUCUUGCUAUUCAUUUAUUACCUCCUACAUCUAAAUCAGUUCAUCUUUGUCGAAUAUUUGCUAGUGGAGUUAAACGAGAUAAAACUGGAACUGAGUUAGCCUCUACUAAUGAAGAGAAUGAAGAUGGUGAAGUGUUUCAUGAAAUGACUACUCCAUUCUCAAAGAUUUCCAAACAUGAAGAUUAUACUUUUUAUAAAAUCAAUGAUGAAAUAUCCAUACCGAUAUUGAAUGAUAGUGAAACAAUAUUCAUUUGUAAAGUGAAUGCAAAUUUUGAAGUUAAUAAUCAUGAAAUAUGGGCAGUUAACGUCAUAGAUAUAAUAGGGAAGAAAUUACAGGAUAAUAAAAGUUCAGGAGGGAUAAUUUACUUUAAUCGUGGAUUUCAUAAAAUUGGUGAUACAUUAUCAGAAAUAGAGUAA